GAAAAGGAAAUGUUUGAACCCCAUGCUGUGUUUGAGGAUGCUCAAUUUGAAGGCGGUAUGCGUGUUCCUGGCGAACUGUGGAAUAAUUUGUUUGAUUAUCAGAAAACAUGUGUCCAAUGGUUGUGGGAAUUGCAUUCUCAAAAGGUCGGGGGCAUCAUUGGUGAUGAAAUGGGGUUGGGAAAGACGAUUCAAAUCAUUGCGUUCCUCGCCGGAAUUUACUAUUCCAAGGUGCUCGGUCCGGGUCUGCCAUCAAUGAUUGUGUGUCCUGCUACGGUCAUGAAGCAGUGGAUCCAAGAGUUUCACCACUGGUGGCCACCCUUGCGUGUGGCUAUUCUUCAUUCAAGCGGUAGCGGCGUUCGGAAUGUCGAUACCAGCGUCGAUAGGGAUGCCAUGGAUGAGCUGAAUCUGUUACAGGAAAUGGAAGAAGAAGAGGAAGAAUACGAACCUGAUCGACGAGGGGCUUACGGCAAACGACAAAAAAGUCGCACCAAAUCCAAUCUGUUGCACACUCGCACAGGCAAAAAUGCCGCUGCUCUUGUCGAUCGGUUUGUGAAAAACGGCGGCAUCUUAAUCACCACCUACAGUGGUGUGCAAACCUACCGAGAGAUCCUUUUAAAACAUCGUUGGGGUUAUGUUGUGCUGGAUGAAGGCCACAAAAUACGAAAUCCAGAUUCCGAAACCACGCUGGCGUGUAAGCAAUUCAAGACCCCUCACCGCAUCAUCCUGUCAGGCACACCUAUUCAAAACAAUCUAAAAGAACUAUGGUCGUUGUUUGAUUUCAUCUUUCCUGGUCGACUAGGCACACUGCCUGUAUUCCAAACCCAAUUCUCGGUACCCAUCAACAUUGGUGGUUACGCCAAUGCUACGAAUGUGCAAGUGCAAACAGCGUACAAAUGUGCGUGUAUGCUUCGUGAUCUGAUUAAUCCUUAUUUGCUGCGACGCAUGAAGGUCGACGUAGCCUCCGACUUGCCGAAAAAGAAUGAGCAGGUCUUAUUCUGUAAAUUAACCAAACCACAACGUCAAGCUUAUCUUCGGUUUAUUCAUUCCAAAGAUAUGGAUGCGAUCCUCGAGCGCCGUCGACAAGUAUUGUACGGUAUCGACAUUGUUCGCAAGAUAUGUAAUCAUCCGGAUAUUGCCGAUCUAUCCAUCCCUCGCACGGAUCCUGAAUAUGGCGAUCCUGAAAAGAGCGGCAAAAUGGUGGUGGUGCGUGCCUUGUUGAAUAUGUGGAAGCAACAAAAACAUCGUGUUCUUCUUUUCUGCCAGACACGUCAGAUGUUGGAUAUCAUUGAAAUGAUGGUCAGAAGUCUUCGCUACAACUAUCUGCGAAUGGAUGGUACCACGCCCGUUCACCAUCGCAUGGCGCUUGUCCAUGAAUACAACAUGCAGCCCAACAUUUAUGUGUUUCUUUUGACCACCAAGGUGGGCGGCCUCGGUCUCAAUUUAACAGGUGCCGAUCGUGUUAUAUUAUUUGAUCCCGAUUGGAACCCUUCCACCGAUAUGCAAGCAAGAGAACGCGCAUGGCGUCUCGGUCAGAAAAAGGAUGUCACCAUCUAUCGUUUGAUGACCAGUGGCACCAUUGAAGAAAAAAUAUACCAUCGGCAAAUCUACAAGCAGUUCUUGACCAACAAAAUUCUCAAAGAUCCGAAACAAAAGCGCUUUUUCGAUGCUAGUAACUUGAAAUCGCUCUUUACCUUGGGCGCGGAAGAUGCGUCCGGAACAGAAACAGGACAACUGUUUGAAGGCUCAGAGAUCAAAUAUAAUGCGAAAGAACCAGGAAGUGACCAAACGAAACGCAAACGACGACGGAAAGGAAAGAACGAUGAUGAUGAACGGCAACUGAAAUCCAUCAGCGGAGUGAGCGGCACCCAUCGAACCGGAACUGAAGGCGAAUCAUCAGGGGCGGAUGACAAUGUUUUAAAAAGUCUGUUUGAAAUGACGGGAAUUCAAAGCGCUUUGCAGCAUGAUCAGAUCAUGGAAUCGGCUUCGCAAGAUACCUUGUUUGUUGAACGAGAAGCUACGAUUAUUGCGGAACGUGCCGCGGCGGCCUUGAAGGAGUCGAGGAAACAGCGACGCUUGGCCGAUAUCGGGACGCCGACAUGGACAGGUCGUUCGGGAUCGGCGGGAGCUCCACGACCUCUCAUGGACCGCUCUGCCACGCCUCCACCUCGUUUCGGCAACAAGAUCAAGCCGGUUCUCAGCGUUCAGCGAAGUUUUUCAGAGACUCGUUCGAUACCGUCUUCUCCUUCCAACCCACCUGCCAGAUUUGGGUCGGGUUCUGUUUCCGGAUUCAAAGGUGUUGCAGGACCCAAACAUGGGGUGGUGGCUUCCAGUUCACUGUUAGCUCAGAUGAGAGAACGAAAAGCCAUGGAACAAGCCCCCACCGCCCCUUCUUCCGUGACGCCUUCUACAUGUAUGUGACAUUUUAAUGCAGGCAGUGUACAACCAAAUAUAACCUAACCUCUGAAAUACUCGAUGUUUAUUUUUUGUCUAGUAUCUCCUGACAUCCUUCAUCAAGGAACUCAAGAAGGGCUCAUUGUGAAAAUUCGUGAUUACCUUUCUGCUCACGGCGGGAAAGCGCGAAGC
This is a messenger RNA of Radiomyces spectabilis, 2583 nucleotides long. Its product is annotated as SNF2 family N-terminal domain-containing protein. The transcript is spliced from 11 exons. Gene Ontology annotation, molecular function: ATP binding; ATP-dependent chromatin remodeler activity. Lineage: Eukaryota; Fungi; Mucoromycota; Mucoromycetes; Mucorales; Radiomycetaceae. Gene Ontology annotation, biological process: transcription-coupled nucleotide-excision repair. Gene Ontology annotation, cellular component: nucleus. The record is from RefSeq and is a predicted model, not a curated record. Bases 10 to 2418 code for a protein of 802 amino acids.